Messenger RNA from Amoebophrya sp. A25, 490 nucleotides. The record is from the annotation of a GenBank genome assembly. NCBI's taxonomy places the organism in Eukaryota, Dinophyceae, Syndiniales, Amoebophryaceae.
GAGAUCAAAAUAUCACGAUCCGAAAAAGAAUCUUCUUUGAUCAUCGAAGAUCUAAUCAUAUCUUCAUCAACUAUCUAAAAAACACAGGGUGUUGCACUCGAUGAAUAUGUCUUCAAACAGUGUCAAUUAUUGAAACAAUCAAAAUUGAACCUCCUGUAUUGAAAGGAUGUAUCAGAUUUAGCCAUCCUUUCGACAAUGAAUUGUGCCCUUCAACGAAGACUGUUUUUUCGUGCUCACGACUAUAGUAACUACACUUAGAACGACAAGAGGAGGUGUGUCCAAACGACUCAUGUUUUUAGGAAGAAAGUUCAAAAAAAACAAAAAACGCGAAAUGAAAAAAGACGUAGAACGGUCCUUCCUUAUAAUUUCAUUGAUGAGGAGGAGCUUUUAUUGUCGUGAAGACUGCAUUGAAUGCAGAUCGAUCUUUACAAUUGGUUUUGAAUUGUACCAACUUGAAGUUGGACUUGGGGGGACUUAUUUAUUGCCGUAG